This is a messenger RNA of Paramecium pentaurelia, 705 nucleotides long. NCBI's taxonomy places the organism in Eukaryota, Ciliophora, Oligohymenophorea, Peniculida, Parameciidae. The record is from the annotation of a GenBank genome assembly.
AUGAUUAAUAAUAAUUGUUUGGGAGUUAAAGAGAUUAGAUAGAAAUGCAAAUCAUUUUUUGAACAAUACUCUAAUAGAUUACAACAAUAGAUAUCUAAAUAAAGAGAUUCCCAAUAAUAUUAAUCACUAUGUUAAUAAGAGGUUAGAAAAUUUGAAAAGAUUUAUAUUAAACCAAAACGAUCUGUAUAAUAUAAUUCUAUUCAAACUGAAUCAAAUUAAAUUGAUAAUUAUAUCUCUUGUCAAAGAAGAUAAAGUACAGAACCUAAAGCUAACUCUAAAAGAAGAAAUCACAUAAUUAAAACUGUAUAAAAUUUAGAAUUAAUUAGUUUUGAUAGAAAAUAUUAAGUUAAUAGGAUUUACAUAAAUCUUGUGAAAUUGAUACAUUCAAUAAUCAAGAAAUUCCUAUAGGAGAUGUUACAAUUUAAUAUCAUUAGAAUUCUGAAAAUCAUAAAACUAGUAUAAUUAAUAAUAAUAAAGAAAAUUAAAAGGAGAAUAAUUUAAGAUUACCUAUCUUAAAGAAAUGUUUAUUUUGUAAAUUAUACAAAUAUAGUAGAAUUUGACAAAUCAGAUAACAAAAAUAAUUAAACUAAAAUAUCAAAAUUUGGUGAAAGUUUUGUUACACCAUUUUUUGGAACUAAAAAACCUAUAUCUUUAGAUAAAAGACCUUGUGAAUUUUAAGGGUUAGUAUAUAAAAGAAAAAAAUGA